AUACAGACCAUUCGUUCAUACAGACACUGUUCAACAGGCUGUGUUUCUGUGCUUUAGUCAGCUAGCUAGCUGAGUCAAAGACGUUUGUGAUGUCUGAUGAUGGAGCUGACCUUCUAUCUGUGGAUUAUGAAGUAUUUGGUAGAGUACAAGGCGUAUUCUUUCGCAAAUAUACACAGGCAGAGGGGAAAAAACUAGGUCUGGUCGGAUGGGUACAGAACACAGAAGCUGGAACUGUGCAAGGACAGCUUCAAGGACCAAGCAGCAAAGUUAAAGAAAUUAAGGAAUGGCUCAAAUCCACCGGAAGUCCCAAGUCACAAAUUAUAAAAGUAGAGUUUAAGAAUGAAAAGAAAAUUGAGAGCUUGGAUCACACAACGUUUAAAAUAGUUCGCCCUUAAAUGCAGCUAACAGGUUGUGGAAAAAUAUGUGCUUUUGAAAAAUGAGAGAAUUCUUGAAAUGUGUAAGUUGUAGAUAUUAAAUAGAAUGCUGCUAGAAUACUAAGGAACUUUAAAAAAAAACUAUUUAUGAUGUAUUUAAAGUAUGUGUUAACGCACAUUAAAACAACUAAAACGAUAACUCAAAUUUGUGGUCAUUUUUAAUUAUUAUGGAUUCACCACAUAAUCACUCUUUCAGCUGAAGAGGGCAGUUUGGGCAAAGAGAACAUUCGUUUAAUAAAUUAG
This is a messenger RNA of Hypomesus transpacificus, 677 nucleotides long. RefSeq names its product acylphosphatase 1, erythrocyte (common) type (gene acyp1). The record is from RefSeq and is a predicted model, not a curated record. The transcript is spliced from 3 exons. The coding region runs from base 90 to 395 and encodes 101 amino acids. Gene Ontology annotation, molecular function: acylphosphatase activity. NCBI's taxonomy places the organism in Eukaryota, Metazoa, Chordata, Actinopteri, Osmeriformes, Osmeridae.